Molecule: messenger RNA, 1671 nt
Organism: Fonsecaea erecta
Lineage: Eukaryota; Fungi; Ascomycota; Eurotiomycetes; Chaetothyriales; Herpotrichiellaceae
Product: ATP synthase subunit alpha, mitochondrial
Exons: 4
Coding region: 1-1671 (556 amino acids)
Biological process (GO): proton transmembrane transport; proton motive force-driven ATP synthesis
Molecular function (GO): ATP binding; ADP binding; proton-transporting ATP synthase activity, rotational mechanism
Source: RefSeq, a predicted model, not a curated record
AUGAUGUCGAGGAGCGUCUUGCGCCAGUCUGGCCGCAUUGCUGGUGCUCUAUCUGCUUCGGGCAGAAUAGCUGCAUCCCGUGUCGUCACCCCGGCGCCUCUCAAUGCUGCUUCAAAACAAAUCCGAUCGUACGCCGCCGAUGCCAAAGCGUCCCCUACCGAAGUUUCCUCCAUUCUCGAGCAAAGAAUUCGGGGCGUACAAGAGGAAGCAGGCCUCGCUGAGACUGGUCGCGUUCUAUCCGUCGGUGACGGUAUUGCCCGUGUCCAUGGCUUGAGCAAUGUCCAAGCCGAGGAGCUGGUCGAGUUUGCCUCUGGAGUCAAGGGAAUGUGCAUGAACUUGGAAGCCGGCCAAGUCGGUGUCGUGCUUUUCGGUUCGGAUCGUCUCGUCAAAGAAGGAGAAUCUGUCAAGCGAACUGGCCAGAUUGUCGAUGUCCCUGUCGGCGAAGCCAUGCUUGGUCGUGUUGUCGACGCUCUUGGUCAACCUAUCGAUGGAAAAGGACCAAUUAAGACCACCGAGAGACGUCGUGCUCAAUUGAAGGCUCCUGGUAUUCUGCCUCGACGAUCUGUCAAUCAGCCUGUCCAGACCGGUCUCAAAUCUAUCGACGCCAUGGUGCCCAUCGGGCGUGGCCAGCGUGAAUUGAUCAUUGGUGAUCGUCAAACCGGAAAGACUGCCGUCGCCCUGGACGCAAUGCUGAACCAGAAGAGAUGGAACAGUGGCAACGACGAGACCAAGAAACUCUAUUGUGUUUACGUGGCCGUUGGCCAGAAGCGAUCCACCGUUGCCCAACUCGUCAAGACUUUGGAGGAAAACGAUGCCAUGAAAUAUUCCAUCAUUGUCGCCGCCACCGCCUCCGAAGCUGCCCCUCUCCAAUACAUCGCUCCAUUCACAGGAACUUCCAUCGGAGAGUGGUUUAGGGAUAACGGGAAGCAUGCUCUCUUGGUGCUAGACGACCUGUCCAAGCAAGCUGUGGCAUACCGUCAGAUGUCGCUGUUGCUCCGUCGUCCUCCUGGGCGUGAGGCCUAUCCUGGUGACGUCUUUUAUCUCCACUCCCGACUUCUGGAACGUGCUGCAAAGAUGAACGACAAGCACGGAGGUGGCUCUUUGACUGCUCUACCCAUCAUCGAGACCCAGGGUGGUGAUGUGUCGGCGUACAUUCCCACGAACGUCAUUUCCAUCACCGAUGGUCAGAUUUUCUUGGAAGCUGAGCUGUUCUACAAGGGUGUUCGACCUGCCAUCAACGUCGGUCUCUCUGUCUCGCGUGUGGGCUCCGCUGCCCAGCUUAAGGCUAUGAAACAAGUUGCUGGUUCCUUGAAACUCUUCUUGGCUCAAUACCGAGAAGUCGCCGCCUUCGCCCAAUUCGGUUCCGAUCUCGACGCGGCCACCAAGCAGACCCUCAGCCGUGGUGAGCGUUUGACGGAACUCUUGAAACAGAAGCAAUAUAGCCCCAUGGCUGUCAACGAAAUGGUUCCCCUCAUCUAUGCUGGUGUCAACGGUCACCUGGACAGCGUCCCCGUCGGCAAGAUCUUGCAAUGGGAAGCCGACUUCCUCGCACACAUGAAGAGCGAUCAAAGUGAACUUCUUGCAAAGAUUGACAAGGAGGGCCAAUUGAGCAAGGACCUCGAGCAACAACUGAAAGAGGUGAUCCAGAACUUCACCAAGAAUUUCUCAUAG